Molecule: messenger RNA, 2162 nt
Organism: Papilio polytes (common Mormon)
Lineage: Eukaryota; Metazoa; Arthropoda; Insecta; Lepidoptera; Papilionidae
Product: lipase 3-like
Exons: 1
Coding region: 760-2103 (447 amino acids)
Biological process (GO): lipid metabolic process
Molecular function (GO): hydrolase activity, acting on ester bonds
Source: RefSeq, a predicted model, not a curated record
UUAUAUUAUAAAGUGGCAAGAAAGCGGCCACCUGAAUUCGCCGAAAUGACGAAGCAACAUCCGGAAUUGCAGACGUGUUGCCUAUCCUUAGUCGACGGAAGAGAUGCACAUAAACAGAAUAUUUCCCCUUCCUACGCGUUUUUUCUGCCUUAAACCACUACUAAUAUUAUAAAGAGGAAAGGAACUCUAAUAAAUCACACUCAGAGCUACGUAAUUACUUAAAUUGUCUCUUAGUCUUACGCUAAGAUUCUUUAAGACUAUUUAUUUACCGUUACUGACUUCAACAUUACACUCGACAUAUAAAAAUAUAUUUACAUAUCUGCUUUUAUCAUAAAUCUACGCUUGUUAAUUGUUAGCAGUUUCUAAAAACAUUGAAUUGAAUGGAAAUCUUUACAUCAUCUAUAUUUUUAGACAACUGCGUAUAAUAUUACGUGUUUAUGUUAUUGUUUACAUUUUUCAUAAUCAAACAAUAACUGUUAUAAAACAAUACAUGUUGUGAUACGAACGUAAUUUCAGUUGAAGUAUGAAUUAAUAUUUUGUUAUCGUUUGUACGUGCUCGCAUUUCACGUGGAUUUCACCUUGCCUUGAGAUAUUGUCUCAUACUAAAAAAAAUAAAUUAAAAAUAAUCGUAUGUUUGAAAGAAUGCGAGAUAAGUUAGUAGACAUUAAUGGAGUUAAGUUUUAAGUUAAUGAGUGUAAAAACUUGAACGAUAUUAAUGGGUUGAAGUAUUACUGUUAGACGUGUUUUGGUGUUUUUAAAAUGGAUUGGUACAGACACAUCUGUAUACUAAUUUUAAUAGUUCCUGUGUUUUCUAGAACAUUCCAAUACAAAAUGGAUAUAUUCAAUAUGUUCGGUUUCGCAUACGAAGUUGUCGGUGGAAUAUCUAAUACGGUGGGAUUGUUGAAUAGUUUGAAAAACGUAUUCGUAGUGUUAGGAGAAAGUGAUACUAACGGUUCCAGUAUACCGCAAAUACAACACGAGGAUGUAUUUUUAAAUAUAACUGAAUUGGCUGAAAAAUAUCAAUAUUCUAUAGAAGUGCAUACAGUCACAACAGAAGAUGGAUACAUUUUAUCGUUACAUAGGAUUCCUAAAGGUAGGAAUUCAACUAGAAACGAUCUAGUAGUACUCCUAAUGCAUGGAAUACUAGAUUCAUCUGACAGUUGGAUAUUACAAGGACCUAAUAAAUCUUUGGGAUAUAUCUUAGCGGAAACUGGAUUCGAUGUAUGGAUGGGAAAUGCUCGAGGAAAUAAACAUUCUCAAUUGCAUAGAAAAUUGAAAUCAUCUGAACCUGAAUUCUGGGCGUUCACUUGGGAUGAAAUCGGACAAUUCGAUAUUCCAUCAAUGAUAGAUUAUAUUCUAGAAACGACUAGAAUGAAAACACUAUAUUAUAUAGGACAUUCUCAAGGGACGACCAGUUUUUAUGUUAUGCUAUCAUUAAAACCGGAUUACAAUAACAAAGUGAAAAUGAUGUUUUCUUUAGCGCCUGUCGCUUGGAUGAGUCAUGUUAAAAGUCCUAUAGUAAAAAUGUUUUCACCAGCAAAUAAAAUACUUCAAUAUAUUAAUACGAACGCAUACUCUGGUAGUACUAAAUAUUUUAAUACCGUAACCAAUAUUAUUUGUAAUUUUUUACCUAUAAGAUGUGAUAGUUUAUUAAAUUUGAUAAUUGGUUAUGAUUUUAAACAUAUAAAUGUGUCUAUGUUGUCUAUUAUAUUAGGACAUAUGCCGUCAGGAUCUUCUACACUGCAGUUCGUACAUUUCGGCCAGUUAGUACAGUCUGGUAGAUUUUGUCGGUACGACAGAGGUAAUAUGAAAAAUCUAAAAGUCUAUGGAACAAAAUUACCGCCAGAUUAUGAUCUAUCUAAAAUAUCAGUUCCUAUAGUUUUAUAUUAUAGUGGAAAUGAUUGGUUAUCAGAUCCCCGUGAUGUGGAAAUACUUGAAAAUCAUUUGAAAGUUCAAACUGGUAAUUAUAUCGAAGAUUUCAAUCAUUUGGAUUAUCUUUUCGCGGAUACAGCUAAGGAAUUAAUAUAUCUGUCUAUUAUUAAACAAAUUUAUUAUUACGAAACUCAAAUAUCUGUAUCAUUAGAGAGCGUCAAAUGUCCGUAGAUUAAUUUUAAUUUUUCGUAUCUAGUCAGGAUGUUAUAAAAAAUUGGAAGCCUAAUUUA